AUGGGUAGAUUGUUCGCGAACUUUCUCUCGCGUGUUGUUCACAAUGAUGCUAUGCAGACAGAUCCCCUCGAGGUCUACGGAUGGCGAGUCAUCACAUUGUCAUGUUCAGGCAACUUUGGCGGGAUGCUCUUCGGCUGGGAUAUCGGUGCGAUCAGCGGAAUCCUCGAAUACGCUCGAUUUGAGAGAGACUACCACUACAACGACACGCAGAACCCUUUGCUCAGCGAGAACAUCGUAUCGACCCUCCAGGCAGGCUGUUUCUUCGCGAGCCUAUUCGCAUCCCUCCUCGCGGACAAGUUCGGUCGAAAGUGGCCCCUCGUCGGCGCAGGCUUCCUGACCUGUAUCGGCGUUGCCCUCCAGGCCGGCUCCAGCGGCUCGCUUCCCUGCAUGUACGUGGGUCGCCUGGUUGCGGGCUUCGGAAUGGGGGCCGCGUCCAUGUUGACGCCGUUGUAUGUCUCGGAGUGUGCGCCAAGAGCCAUUCGGGGUGGGCUCACUGGUUUCUACCAACUGUUCAUCGUCACUGGCACUGGGAUAUCCUUCUGGAUCAAUUAUGGAAUGUCGGAAAACAACAGCACCGCUGCUGUGUACCAAAUUCCAUUAUCUUUACAGGCGGUUCCGGCUGUCACGUCUAUCAGGAAUAUGCUUACGACGAGCAGUCCACGUUGGUGCGCCCGGAACGGCCAGUGGGAAGAUGCGGCCCGGAUCCUGUCUGAGCUGUCGAAUCUGCCGUCCGAUCACGAGUACAUCACAGGCGAGCUCCAAGACAUGGCAGACCAGCUCGAAAUGGAGAGCCGACUUGUUGAUGGAGCAACCUCAUGGACACUGCUGAAGGAGAUGUGGUUGAUCCCUGGGAACCGGAAGCGAGCGCUCAUCUCCAUCGGACUGAUGGUCUGUCAGCAGAUCACCGGGACAAACACCCUCAAUUAUUACGCGCCACAGAUCUUCGAGGACAUGGGCCUUCCGACUACCAGAGCCCAGCUCUUUGCUACUGGUAUCUAUGGCGUCAUGAAGAUGGUCUCCUCUCUGGCCUUUCUGCUCUUCGCAGCCGACAGCCUGGGCCGCCGCAAGAGUCUGCUGAUAUCCAGCGUCGGGCAGGCGGUGACACUGUACAUGAUUGGGAUAUAUGAGAAGAUUUAUCCAGACAACAGGGAAUCUAUUCCCCCGCUAGGCUACGUUGCGAUCGUCUGUGUCUACCUAUACGUCUGUUUCUUCCAGUUCGGAUGGGGCCCAUGCUGCUGGAUCUACGUCUCCGAGAUCCCAACUGCGCGGCUUCGUACCCUCAAUGUCGCCAUCGCGGCGGCGACGCAAUGGUUGAUCAAUUUCCUCAUCGCUCGGUCGACGCUGACAAUGAUGAACUCGUUGGGUUUUGCAAUUUGGAUCCUUUUUGGCACGUUCUGCGCCCUCACGUUUUUCUUUGCCUACUUCCUGAUACCCGAGACGAAAGGUAUGAGCCUGGAAAAGAUGGAUGAGCUGUUCAGUAUCACGGAAGACCUAUUGCGGAUCAUGGAUGAAAAUCAGAGAGAGCGUGCUGAGAGCAGGACAACAGCAGCUCAGCAGAAUGCUACGUGGAUGGGCAGUCUGUACACGAGUGCGUCAAGGAUGCCGACAUUCAUGGAGACGCCAGAGAAGAGAUAUACCGGAUCGUCGCGGUCGCCAGAUGAGCCAAUCUAUAGGUUGUAA
Molecule: messenger RNA, 1680 nt
Organism: Cryphonectria parasitica EP155
Lineage: Eukaryota; Fungi; Ascomycota; Sordariomycetes; Diaporthales; Cryphonectriaceae
Exons: 16
Coding region: 1-1680 (559 amino acids)
Biological process (GO): carbohydrate transport; transmembrane transport
Cellular component (GO): membrane
Molecular function (GO): carbohydrate:proton symporter activity
Source: RefSeq, a predicted model, not a curated record